This is a messenger RNA of Sclerotinia borealis F-4128, 825 nucleotides long. The record is from the annotation of a GenBank genome assembly. Lineage: Eukaryota; Fungi; Ascomycota; Leotiomycetes; Helotiales; Sclerotiniaceae.
AUGGUCGAUAUAAUUGGAAGUAAAGAUCUCGAAAGUGGUCAUAUCAAAGACACUCAAGCCGAAAGCUUGCGAGGAUAUUCAAUCCAUGUGGUACCACAAUCAUUUGGGAGUACCAUUGGUAGUCCGACAGCUCUCGCCAUUGGAGCAUUUGCGACAACUCUCACGACCCUCUCUUGUGCCCUUAUGGGAUUUCGUGGUUUAUCUAACACGGAUGUUUUUGUUGCAAAUUUUAAUUUUGUCGCAGGAAUAGGCAUGGUGAUAUCCGCUCAAUGGGAACUCGUUCGAGGUAAUUCAUACGGAUAUACGGUUUUAAGUGCAUUUGGGCUAUUUUAUGCUGGAUUUGGUGCAUUGGACAUUCCAUUUUUGGGCAUAACCGCGGCGUAUGGAAAUGAUACUGUGCAAUAUAAUAAUGCUGUUGGAUUUUUUGUUCUGAGUAUGUUCCCUAGAACCAUCAAUCGAGAAAUUGCGAAACUGACAGAAAAAGUAUGGUCUGUCUUCAAUAUAUUCUUCCUGAUCGGAUCAUUCCCAAUAAAUGUCGUCUACAUUGGCAUUUUCUUUUUCGUACAACUAGCCUUCACACUUGUCAGCGCAUCAUACUUCUGCGCCGCAGACGGUAAUGCAGCCACUGCCGCCGCACUCAAAAAAGUCGCGGGAGCAUUUGCUUUUAUAGCGGGAAUGUUUGGAUAUUAUACAGUGGGACAUUUGAUGUGUCAGGAAGCACUAUUUUUCGAUUUUCCCAUGGGCGAUACGAGUCGAUUUUUCAAGAGGAAGUUAAAUGAUCAGAGGCCGGUUCCUCAGCAUCAUGAGAAAGAAUGUAGAGCUUGA